Molecule: messenger RNA, 902 nt
Organism: Coffea arabica (coffee)
Lineage: Eukaryota; Viridiplantae; Streptophyta; Magnoliopsida; Gentianales; Rubiaceae
Product: miraculin-like
Molecular function (GO): endopeptidase inhibitor activity
Source: RefSeq, a predicted model, not a curated record
CAAAUACAAUAUGAAGUUAUCCUACCUUAAACUUGGGCUUCUAUUCUCCAUAUUGCUUUCAUUUUCUUGUUCAACAUUCUCUCAAUCCACAGCAGCAGCAAGAAUCAACUUUGCACUAGAUGCAGAUGGCCAUCAACUCCAAUCAGGCACAAAAUACUACAUAUAUCCAAGCCAGGGUGGGAAUGGAGGAGGGCUAGCCUUAUCAGCUAAAGAUUUCGCGUGCCCGUUUUAUGUCAUGCAAGAAAAUCUUGAAGCCUCAAAUGGUGUUCCGCUAAGAUUAUUGCCUGUGGACAACAGACAGCAGAGCAUAAGUUUGUCUACUGAUCUCAAUAUUGCCUUCAAUGCAGCAACCAUUUGUGUGCAAUCAACCGCCUGGAAACUCGGACCCAUCGAUGAAAAUUCGGGGCGGAGAUAUGUGAUGAGCAAUGGUGUAAUUGGCCGUCCCGGAGCUGAUACUUUGAGCAGUUGGUUCAAAAUAGAGAGAGAUGGAAGUGGGAAUGGAUACAAGAUUGUGUAUUGUCCUGGAGUUUGUGGCUCCUGCAAGGUUGGGUGUGGAGACAUUGGUGUGUUUAUUGAAAAUGGGAAAAAAUGGCUUGGUUUGAGUGAUGAUCCAUUUGUUUUUGUAUUCAAGAAAGCCUAGGUGUGAAUCAUGAAGAAUUUCAUAGUCUUGUGGUUAAUGAAUUCGGCUUCUUUGUUGUGUUAUAUUUCAGAAGAAACACUGGACAAUCUACAGAAAUUUCAGUUGUUAUUACUUGUUAUAAGCAUAUUAGGUUCAUCUGUUUACCAUCAAAAGACAAACUUCAUGGUUUAAUUGUAUUUGAUCAGAAAAUGUUUGAGAACGUUGUGAAGAAAAGUUGUACAAUUGACUGAGAAUGGAUGAAUUUGCUGGAUUUAGGAUUUUA